Messenger RNA from Anisakis simplex (herring worm), 240 nucleotides. Lineage: Eukaryota; Metazoa; Nematoda; Chromadorea; Rhabditida; Anisakidae. The record is from the annotation of a GenBank genome assembly.
UGGGUGAAAACAAUCGCGCACAGCAAAGCAAAAUUUCAGUUGUACUCUGACGAGGCAUCAACGUCGUGUGUUGAAGAGUGUGUUGUGGCCACUGAGGAGCUGCGGACAUUAGGUGAAAUAGUUCGAAGUGAAAUCGGUGUCGCAUCGGAAACGUUGACGCGGAUUGACGAUCAGUUGACGCAGUUGUCGUCGUUAUUCAGAAAUAUCGAUCAGUUAGCUGAAUUCAUCGUUGAGGUAUAG